This is a messenger RNA of Apodemus sylvaticus (European woodmouse), 1761 nucleotides long. It is a transcript of the gene Garin4, whose product is annotated as golgi associated RAB2 interactor family member 4. NCBI's taxonomy places the organism in Eukaryota, Metazoa, Chordata, Mammalia, Rodentia, Muridae. Gene Ontology annotation, cellular component: nucleus. The coding region runs from base 1 to 1761 and encodes 586 amino acids. The record is from RefSeq and is a predicted model, not a curated record. The transcript has a single exon.
AUGUCCAUGAAGAGCGAGUCUCUGUUACCAUAUUACACAGCCCAGAGUGGCUCUGGAGUUGGCAUGUUCAACACCGCCAUGGGGAAAUUACAACGGCAGCUGCACAAGGGAGAGUAUGACAUAUUCAAGUACGCGCCGAUAUUUGAGAGUGACUUCAUCCAGAUCACCAAACGCGGAGAAGUGAUCGACGUGCACAACCGUGUCCGAAUGGUGACCGUGGGCAUCGCGUGCACCAGUCCCAUCCUUCCGCUCCCCGAUGUCAUGCUGCUGGCCCGACCAGCACCAUGCGAUGAGAUUCCCGGACGUGGCCAGCCCAACACCAUCAAGGGCAAAAAACGCAAGGCUGGGAAGACCCUGGAGCUCACGAGGCUCCUUCCUUUGAAGUUUGUAAAGAUUUCAGUUCACAAACGUGAUAAACAGCAGCUGCGUCUCAAGUUCGCUACCGGCCGUUCUUGCUACCUGCAGUUGUGCCCCCCUCCCGAAAGCAAGGAUGAUCUCUUUUCCUACUGGGAAAAAUUGAUUUACCUCCUGAGACCGCCUGUGGACAGUAACAGCAGCACCUACGCCAUCCCAGCAGGGGACAUGAUGAGCAUGCCUUUUCUGGAUGAGGAGCACAAGACAAGUCAACCGAAGAAAGACCCCCGGAAAAAAAGUGAGCCGGACCAGGUCAGCGUCAAAAGCCUCCCUGUGGCCACAGAUUUGAGUGCGAUCAGCGCCUCUGCUUUCGCUGGUGGGGAGGGAACCCUUCACGACUCUCACAUAUCCACUGUCGUGUCCAGGGUACCCACGCCCCAAAUAAGCCCAAAAGUCUUUGCCAGAGAGCCAGCCACAGGGGUAAUAGUGGGUGACUUAGUGGACUCAUUGAGCUUGGUACCAAGCAGGCCUGAAGGCUCCGGACAGAUAAACGCAGCUACAGCAGGGGACACCGUCACAGGAGCAAGAGGAAGCAGAAGCCAUUUGACCAUCUCAAGCUCUGGCAAGAUGUCACCAAAGAACAUGAAGCUCGCCUUGGCAGGGGUGACAAGCAAGUCCUUGGAGUACAUUCCCAAUGCGUCCGCCGGCCUGUCCCGGAAAGAGAUUGUGACUAUAACAAAUCCAAGGAUCGAGACUACAGGAAAGUCUGUUGGAGAAACAGAAGAUGACCCAGUCCCAGUAGUCCUCGCCUUGACCAUGCCAAGCGAGAGCCAUUCAAGCGAAGUGACUGGACGUCGGAAAUCCUACGCGGCCAGCACCAAAGCCCAAAAGGAAAGGAGGUCGAGAAGGGAGCAGAGAGCGAAGGAAAGAGCUGGCAGCACGAAGGAGAGGGCGAGCAGCAGGAACGAGCACCGCCACAGGGCAGGAGAAGGUCGCAAGACAGCAGGGGACAAGGAGUUUCGAAAAUCAGCCAGCCACAGAUGCAUUGGCGAUGACAAGAAAGACAAAGGCAGCAAACGCAGCAGCAGGUCGCACAAAGGGGUCAGCCACGUCCCCAUCACGAAGGAGUCCCGGAGCUCCCACAAACUGAGCCGCACCAUCUCCACCUCCAGCUCUGCCUCUACGAGCAAGAGGGUGGGCAGAAUCAGCUUGUUCCUGAGAAACAUCAGAGCCAACUUGGCUGCCAAAGGCCUGGCACCGCGUGGCCAAGAUGUGGGCAUCAUGACUAAGACAUUAGAGACAACCGACGUGAAGGCCAUCAUGGAGGGGGACAGCGGCCAGGGCCUGGAAAUCAUCGAUUCUGUGACAUCCGAGGUCAUGGAGACAGUGACCUUUGAAGCUCAUUAA